AUGUCGAGCGACACGCCUGAGGAGGUCCCCGCGAGCCUGCGCUCCUUGGCCAUGGCAGCGCCUCGUCCCGGCCAGGCCAUGCAUCCGCCAUCUCGUCCGCUGCCCCCGCGCCGCGCCCGCAUAGGCAUUACCGUCGCCUGUGAGCCCUGCCGCAAGCGCAAGUCGAGGUGUAACGGACAGCGGCCAAGAUGCGCUUCAUGCAUCCACCGCGGCCUGCAUUGCCAAUACGUCUCGGCCACCGCGUCCGAAACAAACUCCGAAGCCCUCAAGCGAAAGGUCACGGAGAUGCAGCAGAGGAUCGAAGACCAUGAGCGCCUCUAUGCGGCUUUGCGGACCAUGAGCGAACAGGACUCCCGCGCCGUGCUUGACAAGCUACGGCUGGGCGCUGAUGUCAGCACUGUCCUGCGUCAAAUCAAAGAGGGCGACCUUCUCCUCCAACUGUCUCUGGUCCCGGAGUCGCGAAGGCGGUACGAGUUUCCCUACUCCUCCACCAUGCCCGCCUAUCUGCAGACCCCCGACAACCCCUAUCUACGUUCUCCCGUCUACGGUAUCACCAUCGACGACCGGUUUGUCCCCGGACCGAGCCCAUCUCUCCAGCCCGACGACAGACUCAGCCACUGUCGCGGGGUGUAUGUGCAGCCAUAUCACUCUGCCACAAUCAUCGAUGAUCGUCUCUCCGAGGUCGAACUGUCUCGCUGGACCUCAGUAACGGCAGACAAUCGGCUCAUGAGAAAGAUGCUGCACGCCUAUUUACUGCACGAAUACCCGACUUUCCCGGCUCUCCACAAAGACAUAUUCCUUCAGGCAGCCAUCGACAACGACAAGCGCUUCUGCUCUCCACUGCUCGUCAAUGCUCUCUUGGCAGAAGCAUCGCACUGCUUUAUUGGCCUCCCGCACCGUGACCAGUUUUGGAACCCAAAAACUCUGGGUUACUCCUUUCUUGCCGAAGCAAAACGCCUAUGGGAACUCUACGCGGAUACCACAGUCGACCUUCCAACUUUGCAGGCGACCCUGAUCUUGCACAUCACGUACAGCAUGCAUGGCAUGGACAAAAUCGGCUUCCCCUAUCUCGUCAGAGCUGUGACGAUGGCGAAGCAGCUCCGCCUGCUAGAUGGUAACAAACACAUUCGCAGUACCCGGUUAAGACACGCACGCGACUUCACUGCGUGGUGCUUGUUCAACUGGCAGACUUUGAUGGGCUACUACUAUUUCCGAGCCCCCAUCAUCAAGGCGCCGCCGGCAUCAGCGCUUCCAGACCCUGACCGCCACCCGUCUUGGUAUGGUGGCCUUGUUCUCCGAUACAGCUUAAAUCCGACACCGUUUCUGUCGCCUUUGGGACUUUUAUUCAACGCGGUUUCGAGGCUGAGGGUCAUUAUCAACGACCUUGCCAUCCUCCAAUUUGGGAACACCAACUCUCAAGACGUGCAGGGCUUGACCGCCAAGAGCGUGCGCCAAAUACAAUCAAGGCUUGAAUCUUGCAUGGAAUACCAAGCAUUAGCGUUUGCCGUGACGCAAAUACGGACCGCGGAGCACCUGCCAUCUCCAGUAUCGCCUGCAUCUUCCGACGAGAAAGGCGCAGCCGAAACAUGGCAGGGCGGCGGAUUAGGCGCCCUGCGCCGGCUCGAAACGGUCGCUCGUCUGUACUUCGUCCGACAUAGCUUCGAGUUCUGCGAUGCCUUUUUGCUCCUUUUCCUCUCCACGCUGGGAAUGGCAGCGUUGGAGAGUCUCCGCGAAGCGGAGGGGGAUGCCGCAAUAUUGAGAGAUGUUCGGUCCACGCUUAUACUCAGCAUCAAAGGUUUGCGUGACCAGGGACAGCACAUUCACAUGGCUGCAGCCACCUAUAGGCUUCUUCGCAGCAGGCUGUCACCCGAAGACUUGUCGGCGGUUCGGGGCCAUGCCCAAUGGAACCCGGUUGAUGAGAACGAGCCUCUUGUGGCCCAGCAUAUUCAGUCAGAGUGGCCGUUGGCAAUCCUCGGCCGCGAUGGCGAUCCAGAGGCGUCUUCUUUGGAGGCCCUCGCCAGCAAAUACGACCGAUUGUCCCUGGAAGAAACCAAUGACUCCGCAUCUGAAGACUCCCAGUCAGGAUCGGAGCUCGGUUCAGAGGAUCAAUCCAUGGAAACGACUUGA
This is a messenger RNA of Purpureocillium lilacinum, 2127 nucleotides long. RefSeq lists its product as uncharacterized. Gene Ontology annotation, biological process: regulation of DNA-templated transcription. NCBI's taxonomy places the organism in Eukaryota, Fungi, Ascomycota, Sordariomycetes, Hypocreales, Ophiocordycipitaceae. Gene Ontology annotation, molecular function: zinc ion binding; DNA-binding transcription factor activity, RNA polymerase II-specific. The record is from RefSeq and is a predicted model, not a curated record.